This is a messenger RNA of Cantharellus anzutake, 4170 nucleotides long. Its product is annotated as phosphoribosylformylglycinamidin. The record is from RefSeq and is a predicted model, not a curated record. The transcript has a single exon. Gene Ontology annotation, molecular function: phosphoribosylformylglycinamidine synthase activity. Bases 1 to 4110 code for a protein of 1369 amino acids. Gene Ontology annotation, biological process: 'de novo' IMP biosynthetic process. NCBI's taxonomy places the organism in Eukaryota, Fungi, Basidiomycota, Agaricomycetes, Cantharellales, Hydnaceae.
AUGGUUGCUCUACAGAUGCUUAUUCUUCCGGGCCCAUCGGCUCUUACCCCCGUGAGGCGUGAUGUCCUUCUGGCAAAAAUCCAGAGGCUCGUCACAAGGGUCAAAUCGAUCGAUGCGGUAUUUAUUCAUCUUGUUCAGGCAAUAUCACCCGAGCAGCAGAAUAUCCUUGAAGCGACCGAAUCUAAGGAGCGUAAAGUCUUGGAUGCUUUGCUUUCUUAUGGAGACGAUUUUUCCCUUCCCAGCACACGGUCGUUGGUACAGAACGGAGAUGGCCAAGUGCUCUAUAUCACUCCGAGGCCAGGAUCCAUAUCACCCUGGAGCAGUAAAGCAACAGACAUUUCCCGAAUGUGUGCGCUAGGAAAUUGCAUAACCCGUCUGGAACGUGGCACUGCGUUUGUGGUUGAAACCAUUGACGGACACCAGAUACCUCCACAAUCAAUCACUUCUAUCGCACCACUUAUCCACGACAGAAUGACAUCCAUCAUAUACCCACACCCUCCUCGGGUGGAGGCCCUUUUCAACGCACAAUCACCUCGCCCUCUCCGAUCCAUCUCCCUGGGCGACUCUGACACUUCCAUGGAAGAAGCCCGUUCCCGUCUUUCAGAGGCAAACAAGCUCUAUGGAAUGGCGCUAGCCCCUGACGAGAUAAAUUAUAUUGUGGAUGCAUUCUUGACGGGACCGAGCCCUAUUGGGCGAAAUCCGACCGAUGCUGAGCUCUUCAUGUUUGCGCAAGUAAACUCAGAGCACUGUCGACACAAAAUUUUCAAUGCAGACUGGACUAUUGAGGGCGUCCUACAAGAUAACUCGUUGUUUCAAAUGAUAAAAAACACAGAACGUCUGAGUGGGACAUACACGAUAUCCGCUUACUCCGAUAACGCGGCGGUAUUUGAAGGUUCUGAAGCGCCCCGUUUCGGUGUAGCUGCUGGUGCCGAAGCAAUGGAUGGUCUUACAUACAGCACGACGUCUGAAAGUAUCGCUAUUAUUGCCAAGGUUGAAACACACAACCACCCGACUGCAGUUUCUCCGUUCCCUGGAGCAGCCACGGGCUCAGGAGGCGAGAUUCGCGAUGAAGGUUCGGUCGGCAGGGGCUCCAAGCCGAAAGCUGGCCUGACUGGAUUCUCGGUGUCCAAUCUCCUCAUUCCGGGUUUCGAACAACCUUGGGAAAAGGACUUUGGGCGUCCCGAACACAUCGCUUCGGCGCUUGACAUCAUGAUUGAAGGCCCACUGGGAGCGAGUGCCUUCAAUAAUGAAUUCGGCCGACCAGCACUUGCUGGCUAUUUCCGCACGUUCGCCGAAGAAGUUGCAUCGUGCCCAACUAUUUCCGAUUCAGACACCGAGAUUCGGGGAUAUCACAAGCCGAUCAUGAUUGCAGGAGGCGUCGGAAAUGUUAGACCCAUGUUUGCUAAGAAGCAGCACAUCACCAGCGGCGCGAAAUUGAUCGUUCUGGGCGGACCAGGCAUGCUCAUUGGUCUCGGCGGUGGCGCUGCAUCCUCUCAAGCAGCAGGCGCAAGCUCCGCAGAGCUUGAUUUCGCUUCGGUACAAAGAGAAAAUGCGGAGAUGCAGCGGAGAUGCCAGCAAGUGAUUGACGCCUGUGUCGAUCUGCGCGAUGAUAAUCCAAUCGAAUCUAUUCAUGAUGUUGGUGCAGGCGGGCUCUCCAAUGCUCUUCCAGAAUUAGUACACGACGCUGAUUUGGGCGCGGAAUUAGAGAUUCGUGAUAUCCUCGUCGAUGAUGCGUCGAUGUCGCCGAUGGAGAUUUGGUGCAACGAGUCACAGGAACGUUAUGUCCUUGCUAUCGCACCUGGCCAAUUGGAACGUUUUGAGAGCAUCGCAGAACGGGAGAGGUGCCCAUUUUCGGUAGUCGGCGUUGCCACUAAGAAAAAAGAGCUCGUCGUUACAGAUCGGCUUCUGGGGACAGAAGUCAUUCACCUUCAAAUGUCGACCCUGUUUGGAAAGCCCCCUAAGCUCCACAGGAACGAUCAGAAGUAUCGGCGCCCCGUCGCGCAGUUCGAUUCGUCCCUCUCCGCGUACAUUUCCGACAGUCUCACUCUCAAUGAGCGCUUCACUUUGGCUGUCAAUCGCGUGCUACAUUUGCCUUCCGUUGCCAGUAAGUCGUUCCUCAUUACAAUUGGGGAUCGUUCCAUUACUGGGCUUGUCACCCGGGACCAAAUGGUGGGACCCUGGCAAGUCCCGGUGGCUGACGUUGCUGUCACCCGCGCAUCGUAUGGAUUCGACGUGAUCACCGGCGAAGCAAUGGCGAUGGGUGAGCGGACUCCUCUGGCGUUGCUCAGCCCUGCUGCUUCAGCCCGAAUGGCUAUUGGGGAAGCCAUCACUAACAUGGCGGCAGCUUCUGUUGGAAAUCUAAGCAGGGUUAAACUCAGUGCGAACUGGAUGUGUGCCGCGUCAUAUCCUGGAGAGGGGGCAGGGUUGUAUGAAGCUGUUCGAGCUGUUGGGCUCGAAUUGUGCCCUGCUCUGGGCAUAGGCAUACCAGUGGGUAAGGACUCCAUGUCGAUGUCAAUGAGGUGGAACAGCGGGAAAAAGAGAGAGGUGGUGGCACCGUUGUCUCUCAUCGUCACCGCUUUCUCAGCUGUGGACAACAUUCGGGAUACGUGGACGCCCCAGAUUCGAACGGAUAUAUCUACCGCGACAGUUUUGGUGCUCAUUGAUUUGUCCAAGGGUCAUCAUCGGCUAGGGGGAUCGGCAUUGGCUCAAGUCUUCAAUAGCAUCGGCUCUGAUGCCCCAGACGUUGAGGACCCGGAACUGCUUCGAGCAUUCUUCGCCGGCUGCCAAGAGGUCAGGCGGAGACGUAACGACAUGGUGCUCGCAUACCACGACAGAUCGGAUGGAGGAGUCAUAACUGCCAUCGCUGAGAUGUGCUUUGCGGGCCGUGCAGGUGUGACACUUGGGGUAGGAGACAACACUGCCGACCCGGUGGCAUUCCUUUUCAAUGAGGAACUAGGCGUUCUCAUGCAAGUGCGAGAUGCUGAUCUUGAGGAAUUCGUCAGAAUCUAUGAGUCGGCUGGCGUGCCUCCCUCUCUGAUCCAGGCUAUCGGACAAGUGGAAAACGACAGGACAGUUUUGUCUAUUCGUCAUUGUGGUCAGAAGAUAUUCUCUCAGCCUAUACCUGGCUUACAUGCCGCAUGGGCAGAAACCUCUUAUCAGAUGCAAGCGCUACGCGACGAUCCUAUCGCCGCCAGAGAAGAAUUUGCUGCCGUCGAGUCAGGCACGAUGCCUGCGAUCUUCUACGAACUCCCGUUCAAGGUUACGCCGUCCAUUCCUUUGUAUCGAACUCGACCAAGGGUGGCAAUCUUGCGAGAGCAAGGUGUUAACGGCCACGUCGAGAUGGCAUGGGCAUUUACUGCGGCAGGAUUCACUGCCGUAGAUGUUCAUAUGUCAGAUGUCAUUUCUGGAACUGUAAGUCUUCGAGACUUUCGGGGUGUCGCAGCAUGCGGAGGGUUCUCCUAUGGAGAUGUGCUAGGUGCUGGAAACGGGUGGGCUAAGUCAAUACUCAUCCAUGAAGGCGCUCGUGCACAAUUCAAAGCCUUCUUCGCUCAGCCCGGCACAUUUGCCCUAGCAGUGUGCAAUGGUUGCCAGCUGUUCAGCUAUCUUCAGAACAUAAUCCCGGGAGCAUCACAUUGGCCACAUUUGAAAACCAACCGGAGCCAACGUUUUGAGGCGAGGGUAGUGAUGGUGGAGAUUGUUCCCAACGAUGUUACCAGCAAGUCAGUCUUUUUGCGACAUAUGGGCGGGGCCAAAUUGCCGGUGCCGAUUGCACAUGGGGAAGGUAGAACUACUUGGGAGAGCGAGUCAUCUCAGGAGACGUUCCAGAGCGGGACAUUGACUGCAGUCCGAUAUGUUGACGGGAACGGCAAGCCAACGGAGGUCUACCCUCAAAACCCUAAUGGCAGUCCCAAAGGGUUGGCGGGCUUCCAUACGGAGGAUGGACGUGUACUCGCGUUAAUGCCUCAUCCGGAGCGUGCAGUCACAAGAGAGAGCAAUAGCUGGUAUCCGACCUCGUCGAAAGAGUGGGGAGGCGCCGGUCCGUGGUUUAAGAUCUUCCAGAGUGCGCGGGAGUGGUGUGAAGAGAAGCAAAAUGAUCUACGAUUAGAAUAAAUAGACUUGUACUUAAUAUUAAGCAAAACAAUAGUGCAGGGACUCAUGAACAACGAGAAC